This is a messenger RNA of Porites evermanni, 5844 nucleotides long. Lineage: Eukaryota; Metazoa; Cnidaria; Anthozoa; Scleractinia; Poritidae. The record is from the annotation of a GenBank genome assembly.
CGGUUCCUAAGCUAUUUAGCCAAUGGCUGGAAAGAGAGGAACACCGGCACCAUUUGCGUUUCCAUUUCAUAUGGACGGAUAUCAUUUUACAUGACAAACUAUGGUGAAGAAGGCACUCAUUUUGGUAGCGCGGCUGCUCUGUUGCCUGAAGAUGUAAUGUUCGCCCAGUACCGUGAGGCUGGUGUGCUGAUGUCAAGAGGCUUCACAAUAGACGAAUACAUGAGCCAGUGCUUUUCUAAUCGGAAUGACAAUAGAAAAGGACGACAAAUGCCAGUUGAUUAUGGUUCUAAAGAUCUUAACUUUGUUACUAUUUCAUCCCCCCUUGCUACUCAGAUGCCACAAGGUUAGUAAGUGUUAACUGUGUUAUGUUAAGGUUACCUUUGAAUGUCAAACAUUAGAUUGUAAAUUACUAGUAACAACAGUACGAUGCAAGUUAAGGUUAAGAGAUACCUGAAAUUAAAUGAGAUUUGUCUGUGUACAGCCGCCCUUAAAUGAGGUCCACGUUUAUUUAAGUAGUCACUACGUGAUCACAUGUUUUGUGUCAUAGGGCAUGACAAAACUUGUAAUACGAGCGCGAAAAUAAAGUAGAACCCCAAUAACUAGAACUCGGAUAACUCGAACUCCCUGCUAACUCGAAGUAAGUCCAGUUUCCCUUGGAUUUCACCUACUUUUCAGUCAUGUUUACUUGGAUAACUCGAAUUCCCUUCUAGCUCUAACUAAUUCAUUUCCCUUGAUUCACUGAAGUUUACCCCGAUAACUCGAAUUCUGGUUCUUGUAACUCCACUCGGAUGCCAGCCCAUUAGCUCUUCUUUUUGUAAAAUCAGUAAAAACACUUAAACUAACUCUGGUCAACGAACAGAUCACAUUUUAUCAUUUAAAAAAUUGCCCAAUUAUGUUACCUUUUCUGAUAAAAUAAAGUGAUUUUGCUUAACCCGUGAAACAGGUCGUAGAAUACUACGCGCUAUUACGCACUAAUCCCAUUGUAUUCUUUUGUGUACCUCUUGCUGUUUUGCACUACUUGACCUACUUGUUAUUAUCUGUUUCACGGUUCAAGUAAAAUCACUCCGAGGCUUUAUGGUCAUUUUUCUAUAUUUAGUUUGGUUUUCUUUGUGCUCAAGUCUCUUCUGGGAAUUGCGACAUAAUGGAGUCGUGAAAAGUUUGCAAUUUUGGCCCUAAAGCCUCGGAGUCAUGUUAGAACUUUAUAUACAUGGAACGUGGGCUAUGGUAAAUCUCAAAUCUCCCCUAUCGUCCCCGACCUAUGUUAGGUAAUCCAAGACAAACUUGGAUUCUGGAUUUCACAAGCUGUGGUUCCGGAUUCAUUGUCAUAUGAGCUUGGGUUCGGGAUUGGAUUCCUUAAGAUGAAUUGCGGAUUCCAAGGCCCAUGAUUCCGGAUUCCACAUGCAAAAAUUUCCCGGAUUCUGGAUUACUUUACAUGCGACGACUCUGACAAUAUCUUUCUGUUUCAGCAGCUGGAUAUGCCUAUGCAAUGAAAAGAGCCGGCACUGGAAACUGUGUCAUCUGCUACUUUGGUGAAGGAACUGCAAGCGAAGGAGAUGCACAUGCAGCAUUCAAUUUCGCUGCAACUCUGGAAGCACCUGUUGUUUUCUUCUGGUAAUGUUCAACAUAACGAUAGUUAAAAAGCUUACACACAAUCUGAGUUGUGAAUUUGGCAAUCAUGGAAAAUGUAGUUUUGUAGGUAGAGGCGUGUUACCGAUUGGCUUCCCCAGUUUCUUGCGGACGAGACGUUGAAAGGGUCUGGGUUCGAUUUUCGACUGAACCAACACUCAGGGUCUUAACUGAAAUUAUAGAUGAAGAAUGUGUUGCCUGCCUCUACGCGGGCAAAAUACAGAUGGGUUAACAAUCUAGUCUACUUAGAAUCUUAGAAAAGUACUAAAAACCGUAGUUUCUCUUUAAAAUAACCCACACAGUGAUUUGGCCUUUGUGGCACGUAAAAUAACCCACGUUGUUGUUCGAAAAGAGAACAGGACGUAGACUACCGUGGUGACCAACCGUUUAUGGGAACAUGAAGAUGAAAAACAAGAUUAGAGUAGUCGAGUGAAUAGCGUUCAGUUAUUUGGAGUGCCGAUUUCAAAGAUUCUGCGGCUUUCCAUUUCGGCUACAAUGAUUGAGAAGAUUAAAAUGGAGCGCGGCAUGCUUUGAUGCAUCUUAGUUUUCCUUUCUAUCGACUUCUCGAAGAUGUUUGCGGACCUACUUUUCUGUCUGUUUUUUUAAUGACAGUAACAUUUUAUUACCCGGAAAAAUAGCAGCCUCUCAUCGCAAUACGUCGCUGGGAAACGUCCACGGGAAGACGGAGGGCAAUGAGAGCAUAGAAUUGAUCUGCAAACUUCAGAUUUCAACCAGUUAGGCCUAGGCCAAAUGUCAAACUUUCAUGAGACGAGCCAAACUCUAAUUUGGCUCGACCUAAAUUAAGUUAAGAACGUCUGUGGGGUCAGACGUCAAACUAAGGGCGCGUCGAGCCAAUCAACUGAAACAGACCCAAAAGCAAUUUUGAUAAAUUUUCUCCCCAACGAGGCUAAAUAUACAUUAUGAUACCAUUUUCUACCUUCGGUCUUUUGUGAUUAGAUGUUAUUGAGAAUAUAUACUGAAAUUGGAGGUCUCUUCAUUGAGCAGCUUUUUCUCUUCUCUGUAUCAACAGUCGUAACAAUGGUUAUGCAAUAUCUACUCCUACGGAUGAGCAAUACAGAGGGGAUGGAAUAGGUGAGUAUACCUUAGGUCAGUCGUACCAAAGCAAAAGCUCAUGGCAGUCUUCUUGAACGUUUUUAAUUAUCACUGUUGUGUUUUGCUCCUUAAUAUUUUUUUUAACAUUUAUAUUGACAAUUACCUCUUAACCUCUUUCCAGCAAGAAUGGCUAAAGUAGAAAUUUAAUACAAUUUCCACAUUUCGUCUUGUGAAAUGAUGAAAAUAGUACCAUGUGAAAGUAACGCAAAAUAGGUUUCAUUUGAGUAUAGUUACACCAUUAAUCUGAAAUGUCAGUCGUCUCUUUGCACCAGCAACCUCUUCCCCCCGCCCCUAAACGGGCGGCCCGACGAACCAACUUACCAUUUACGCAAAAGUUUUUGACGUCACGGGAAGACAUUAGAGAGAUUAACAUUCACGUUUACGACAAACGGCAAACGUCAGAUUCAAGUUGAGAAUUUCUCAGAGAGAAAAAUAAGCAGAUGAAAACUGUCCAGAACACCUCUUAUGGAGAAAACUGGCUUGAAACUACUCAUCUUGGGGUAGAAGUAAUAAACAGUAAACGACAAUUAAGGGGGAAACUAGGUCACGUGGUGCAAAUUCACGUUUGCCGUUUGGCGUAAACGUGAAUCUUAAUCUCUUUAUUCGUGAACUUACGCAACAGGACGGCAGAGGAAAGAAGACGGCAAACCUUGUGUGACAAGAGUGACAAUGAUUUUGUUUGAAAUAACGUUUCGCCAAACUUCACUUUCCUUUAAACAGAUCUUUUUGUAAAAGACCACAAAAAAAAUUGAUGUUAGGGACGAUCACGACAAAAUACGCACGUAAUAGCCUAAGUAAUAGCCUUGUCACGUUUGUCACGCGCAUGCGAUUUGCCGUCCUCUUCUUCCUGCUGUCCUGUUAUCCAGUCUCUCGCCUGGCCGCCCAUUUGUGGGUGGGGGUGGGGCAAAGAGACGACGGACAUUUCAGACUAUUUCACUAUUACAGGAUUUUGUCCACAAAUACAAAAGGUAAAGCAACCUUACAAGUGUAAAGAAUAAAAUGAAUUAAAAGUUUGCACAGUCAUCACAUCCCAGUGUUUCCUGAACUGUGAAAGGUAAAACAUAUUGUAUCCUUUAUUUUAAGCUGGGCGUAGCAGGGGCUAUGGGAUGAUGGCUAUUCGAGUGGAUGGCAAUGAUGUGUUUGCGGUUUAUAACGUUACCAAAGCAGCACGUGACAUGGCAGUAAAUCAACAGAGACCUGUUUUGAUUGAAGCCAUGACUUACAGGUAAGAUAAAGAAGACGCUAAUUUACUCGUUUUAGAAGUGCUACUGAGUUCCAUCUCCGCCAUAUCGCUUACCUAUAUACUUUUGGAAACUGUCAGAAGAAGGAGAUAAUAUUUUUUGAAAGUCUUUAAAAACAGUUGUUUUAGAGAAAAUAUCUGGGUUUCUAAGGAUAAAACAAAUUGCGCAAUAUACUAUUCUGUGCGUUCCUUCGAGAUGAUUCGGAGCAAGAUCGGUGAUCCGAGAUCCGAGGUCACUGCCAUCAUGGUGUCUCCAAUGCUCUGAUGGAUACAUUCAGGUCAAGAAUUCACCUCUUCCUUGAAUGAAGCUGAUCCAGGUGAUCUCGGAUCACUAAUCAUAAUCAAAAUCUACCUAAAGGAACGCAACCUGUGAGGUCAUCUAAUGUGGUUCGGUGGUGUACCUUAGGUGCCGUGGGUGGAAUAGAAAAAAGGAGUUAUCAGUCCACACUAUAUUACUUAUGUCGGCUUAUUAACGCAGAAUUCAUCGUUUCGUGCUAUACUACUUAUGUUGAAUGCAAAAUCGGGUGUAAAUAGUUUGCACUAUACUACUAUGUCGACUAAGAAAAAGAUGGGAAUAACCGCUGACUCGCGCUAUAUACUCCUUAUGUCCCUUUUUCAAAACAGGAGUAAACGGUUCGUGAUACACUACUUUUGUUAAGUCUGGAAUCGGGGGUAAGCUACAUACGUCGACUAAGAAAAUAAUGCGUGCAGCCGCCUGCUUGCUCUAUACUGAUGACGGCUUACAAAAAAAACCAAGAGUAAUAUUUUCGCGCCAUAUUACUUUGUCGGCUUUUCAAUUAAAAUUACUCAAAAUCCCUUCUAAAGGACUGGAGAUCACAGCACUAUGGCGAGUGAUGAUAAAGCAAUGCACCGCUCAUCAAAGGAAGUCGAUUACUGGAAAACAGAACUCAAUCCAAUUGUGAGGCUUAGGUAAGUAAGCAAAAGUUUAUCAAAGUUCCUAGCGUCAAAACCGUGUUGUCUACUUUCUUAGAUUUCUAACCAAUGGGUCACUUGUCUCACGCAAUAUCGAGGACUAAGGAGCUUUCGGUCAUUCUCAUGAAAGAUCAUGCAUCGUGUGUCAUUGAUGGGAACGCCAACCUAAUAUGAACAAGGUUGUCCAGAAAAUUUGAAGUGGAAGAAGAAAAACAUUAACAUCAACUGAUUAGAUCGAAAGGCUCGUCUUGGGGCUAACCCCUUUCAUUGGGGAAGUCAGGGAGCCUCCUCUCAUUUUGGAGCUCUUAGAAAGUGUGCUGUUCUGAAAGUAUAUGUGCCGUGCUGAAAGUAUCUCUCACUCGUUCGCUUCGCUCACUCGUGAGAGAUACUUUCAGCACUCGAAGAUAACAUUCGUAUCCCCAAGCGCCCAUGCAAUAUCGUCUAUUUCUUUGGCACAAGAAGAGGCAGAAAACUUUUUGAAGUUAAUUCGUUUUUUGACUAUUCCUUCUUUUCAUCGUCGUUUCGUCUUGAGUUACUUUAACGCCGUACGAUCCUGUUUGAAGCUAUCACCCCAGCCAGCAUUUUCAAAGGGUAUCCACUUUGCAUUGACGGAAUAUAUCUCGCAGGGUUUCUUGGGUCAUAAUAAAUGACAAAACUCAAAUGUUACACGAUUUUCAUUUACUACUAGACGAUACAUGGAGAACAAAAACUGGUGGAACAGUGAAGUGGAAGAAGAGUGGAAACAAGAUUCUCUUCACCAAGUCAUGCAAGCACUCUCAAGAGCUGACAAAGCAUUAAAACCGCCUGUGAGAGAUAUGUUUACUGAUGUGUAUGACAAGCUACCGUCUCGCUUGCAAAAACAACACCAAGAAUGCAUGAACCAUGUCGCCAAAUACCCGCAUGAAUAUCCCACUGAACUGUAUGAGAAUUAA